UGUUCGUGCUCUUCGUGUCGUUCUGGGCCGUGAAGAAGGUGAUUUUCUUGGAUAAUUGGAAGACAGGGUAUGGCAUUCACGGCUACAUGCCUACGAGCUGGCAGUGAUUGUGAUGAAUGUGUGUGGUUCUCUGGCUUUAGCUAUGGAAGAACAGGCCAAAGUUGUGGGAGCAGCCUUCGUCGACCACUACUACCACCUCUUCGACCACGACCGGACCGCCCUCAUCUCGCUCUAUCAUCCGACGUCUAUGCUCACGUUCGAGGGGCAGAGGAUUCAAGGGGCCGAUCACAUCUCAGCUAAGAUCAACCAGCUGCCGUUUGAUCAAUGCCACCAUGUCAUCAGCACCGUUGAUUGCCAGCCUUCGGCCUUUGCCGGUGGCGUCGUUGUCUUUGUCAGCGGUAGCCUCCAGCUGGAGGGGGAGGAGCACCCCUUGAGGUUUAGCCAGUGCAGAUGUUUCAGCUGAUUCCGACGGGGGAAGGGAGCUAUUUCGUGCAGAACGACAUGUUUCGCCUAAACUAUGGUUGAUUUUUUCUGAUUGAUGCACUUUCGAGUUGUUAUUCGUCUUUUAUUCAUUCGAAUAUUUUAGCCCGUCCUUUGUUAUUUUAGAGUGUGGUUUUAGUGAAUUUUUUUUUUCAUAAAA
Molecule: messenger RNA, 640 nt
Organism: Salvia miltiorrhiza (redroot sage)
Lineage: Eukaryota; Viridiplantae; Streptophyta; Magnoliopsida; Lamiales; Lamiaceae
Product: nuclear transport factor 2-like
Exons: 3
Coding region: 113-463 (116 amino acids)
Biological process (GO): nucleocytoplasmic transport
Cellular component (GO): nuclear pore central transport channel
Source: RefSeq, a predicted model, not a curated record